Molecule: messenger RNA, 3353 nt
Organism: Notolabrus celidotus (New Zealand spotty)
Lineage: Eukaryota; Metazoa; Chordata; Actinopteri; Labriformes; Labridae
Product: aquaporin-4
Exons: 6
Coding region: 101-931 (276 amino acids)
Biological process (GO): transmembrane transport
Cellular component (GO): plasma membrane
Molecular function (GO): water channel activity
Source: RefSeq, a predicted model, not a curated record
CCUCAGACCCUGACAGCUUCACAGAAAGACAGCCAGACGAGCUAAAGGACCUUUGCAGAGAGAGAACAAAACUGAGGAUAGCACAUCCAUUUAGCCGAAAAUGGCAUGGCAUGAGCUACGCAGUCGUCAGUUUUGGCGUGCCAUGAUGGCAGAGCUGCUUGGCACCCUGGUGUUGGUGAGCGCUGUGCUGGGUGCCUCAGUGCCGGGACCAGGAGAGGCCCCUGCGGGGCCCCUGUACCCAGCAGUGGCAAUAGGGGUGGUGAUUGUUGCGUUGGGACACUGUUUUGGAGAAAUAAGCGGGGCACAGGUGAACCCUGCAGUGACUCUGUCUCUGUUAGCCACUCGGAGGCUGGACGUCCUCCGGGCCUUUGUUUACAUAGCUGCACAGUGUGUGGGGGCUUCUUUAGGAACUGGGGCUCUCUACCUGGCCCUGCCACUCAAAACCACAGCAGACCACUUUGUCAACAGGGUUCCUCUGGAGCUGAAUGCAGCACAGGCUCUGGGCAUAGAGGUUCUGUGCACCUUCCAGAUGGUCUUCACCGUGUUCUCAGCUGAGGCUCAGCGACGGAGGGAGAGUCCAGAACCAGGGAACCUUGCCAUUGGAUUUGCUCACACAGCUGGAGUUUUUAUAGGGGGGCGGUUCUCCGGUGGGAGUAUGAACCCUGCUCGUUCCCUGGGUCCAGCAAUCAUCACUGGCUUCUGGGAAAACCACUGGGUUUAUUGGCUUGGGCCGGUGCUUGGUGCUAUACUGGCGGGUGUUUCCCAUGAGUUCUUCUUUGCGCGCAGUGCGUCACGUCAAAAACUGGUGGCCUGUCUGACCUGUAAGGACAUCGAGAUCGUGGAGACGGCCAGCAUGACGGGAUCAUCACUGUCCACUGUCACACAGAAUGCCAUAAGAGCCAAACAGGCCAACAAGCAAGAAAACAACUGAGGACACAGAAACAUUCUGCAGGAUGAGUGUAUUUAUGUUUUUCCUAUGAGAAUGCAAGGAGUGCAGCUCAGCAGCGGUGAGGACCAAAGAAAAGGGAGCAACUGUGGUUAUUACACUCGCCAAAUAUGAACUCAUUAAAUCUAAAAAUAUAUAGAUUAAAGUGGUCCAGGGGAGGAAAACUGUGCCAUCCAAAAAAUUGCGGACCAUUUUUUGAAAGUUUCGAACACUUUAUGAAAAAUUUGAGUCCAAUAAUGAAGAUAGAGUUUCACAAAAUUGAAAAUGGCAACACCUGAUAUACCUGUUUGCAGCUCAGGUAGAGUAGAUAAACAAUAACAGACUAAGUGUAAUGAUUUCUCCUGGUGUUACCAAACAAGACAUCAACAUCCAAAAAAUGCAUCCCAUUAUGUCAUUUAUGUCAGUGACAUUAAGUAAAGAACAGUCUCAUGUAUCAAGAAAAUUUAGGAUUCUCAUGUUGUUUGACCAACAGUUUAAAAUACAUAGAAAUUACAUCAUUCCUAUGAUGUUAUGGAAAGGAAGAAAAAAAAGCAAAUGCUCACUAGCUCAAGGUUUGCACCAGAAGUGUAUUAGACAUCUCAGUACACUUAAUUGAGGAGUUAUCCUGUCAGAGUGUGACAUUGAAUUUACAUAGAUUAUGAGUUUCCCCCAAAUUUAAGGUGUCAGAUACAUCACCUGGUAAACAACCUCCAGUGUUGGCGCGUGAGUUGAUGGGUUACAUGCUCCACUUUGGAAUUUUUCUAAAAGUCAGUCUGCCAACAGGCUGAAAAAAGUUCAAAUGGAAAGAAAUUUAUUCAGCAAAACUGCCAUAUUUUACAACUUGAAUGUAGAAUUAAAGCUGCUUUAAGCUCACUACAACCCAUCCAUCCAUCAAUCCAUCAAUCCAUCCAUCCAUCCAUUAUAUAUUCCACCUAUCCCACAGGUCCAGUGGGGGGGGGGCUGAAGCCUAUCCCAGCUGUCAGUGGGCAAGAGGCAGGGAUCACUCUGGAGGUCGCCAGUCUAUCACAGGGCUAACAUGUUGAAACAAACAACCCUUCACACACACAUUCACACAUACGGGCAAUUUAGUCACCAAUUAACCUGAUGAGCGUGUCUGUGAACUGUCAGAGGAAGACAGAGUACCCAGAGAGAACCCACACAUGCAUGGGAGAACUUGUAAACUCAACACAGAAAGGCACCUGCUCUGCUGGGGAUUUGAACCAAGCACCUUCUUGCAUUGUGGCACUACACAGCCCCUCACUACAACCAACACAUAUAAAUAAAUGUGAUUGAGGUUGAGCAUAAAGGAAUCAGGGAGUUAACACAAAUUGGAAAUACUACACUAGAUUAAUUGUACCUGCCAGUGUGUCAGUGAUUAUUUUUAUUUCCCACCAUCUGUAAGUAAAGUAGCCUAAGGAACAGUUUGAAAUUAGCUCUCAGUGAAUCACUGUUACAAAACUGUAAAAAUUAAAUUGACUUAAAUUCUUAUUUAAGAUAUUAUAAAAGCUAAAACAUAGUGUAACAUUGGGUCAAGUAGACAAGGCCGAUGGAGUCUGCAAACCAACUCAGUAAUAUCAGUUUCGUAAUGUUAAAGCAAAUAUAAGCCAUUAAGAGCUAUUGUUCAUACCACUUCAACAGUUUAGUAUUUGGUUGUGUCAACGAUAUUUUUACAGUUUAUUAUGUUUUACAUUUUAUGAUGCACUUUUUAAGUUAUACAAUUUAAAGUGAUUUUGGGGCCCCGUUGCUUGUUGUCAAUUGAAGGCCUGAAGCUUUAAUUUGCCUGAAAGUGACCUUUGAGGUCCUGCUCGCGUGUCAUAAGAGGUGUAGCCGAUAUUGUGGGAUCCAGUAUUGUUACUUUGACAUUUGCACAUCAUUAGAAUUUCUAAUGGAAACUCAUUCAAACCUUGUUGAAAAACACCCUUGUGUCUCCUCAUGUUUCACAGUUUCAUUUUGUGUUUGUGAAUGCUUUGAAAUGCUAAAGAGGUCCUGCACCCUCGGUUCAAUGAUGUUCUCAAUUUGCCUAAUAUCCCUCUCAUAUAUAUGCCUGUGUGCGUCUGUUUCUUGUCUGAGGCUUCCUAUUCACAAUCAAAUGGACCUUCAUACCUCUGUAAUGGCGCUACAGAAAGAACGCCUUCAGUGGAAACCAUCUUUGUACUUUAAAAUGUGAAUAAUGAAUGUUUGCGUGAGUACGCUCUGUGGGUUUAUAAGACAGGAAACUUCAUGUUAUUAUGAAUCCCUAUUUGUAGAAAUCUGUGUUUUUAGAACGUGUUCUCCUAAAACAUAUUUUCUAUGUAACUUACAGGGUCAGUUUAUCCGUUAUACAAAAUAAUUUCAUGACCACAUUUUUUGUUCAGUCUUUUAUGUUGUUUAUAUAUUUUAUCCCCCCAUCCAAGUUUAUAUCUUGUAGUGCCACGUGAUGACUUUUUAU